Hippopotamus amphibius kiboko is the source of this 1740-nucleotide messenger RNA. RefSeq names its product zinc finger imprinted 2 (gene ZIM2). Gene Ontology annotation, biological process: negative regulation of transcription by RNA polymerase II. NCBI's taxonomy places the organism in Eukaryota, Metazoa, Chordata, Mammalia, Artiodactyla, Hippopotamidae. Bases 1 to 1740 code for a protein of 579 amino acids. The record is from RefSeq and is a predicted model, not a curated record. The transcript is spliced from 7 exons. Gene Ontology annotation, molecular function: DNA-binding transcription repressor activity, RNA polymerase II-specific.
AUGCAGCACAUGACAGAGGUUUUAGAUAUCGUGAGGAAUCCCCAGCUCAUUCAUCUACGUGAUCAAGAAAAAAAUCCAGAAACCAUCCCCGUAAGAAACCCAGGGGCUCUGAAAGUUCCUCACCAAAAGUUUAGACAUUUUCAGUACCUGUCAGUGACUGGGCCUCACCAAGCUGUGAGCCAGAUCCAGGCGCUCUGCUGGCGAUGGCUGCAGCCAGAGACCCGCACCAAGGAGCCGCUGAUGGAGCAGCUGAUGCUGGAGCAGCUUCUGAAUACCCUGCCAGAGGAGGUCCAGAAAUGGGUGAGGUCAAAACAGCCCAAGAACAGCGAGGAAGCAGGAAACCUGGUGGCAGACUUGACCCAAGUGUGUGGGGAGAGAGGUUUCCCAUCUCGGGACUCAGUCCUUGUAGAAAAGAGAAACAAUGAAGAACAUCAAAAGAAGGACACAGAGGUGUCUGACAGUUUGCCAUCUGCUAGAUCUCAGUGUCCGUGUCAAGGAUCCCAAGUGAAGAUACGCACAGGGGCAGCUGAGCUAAUAUAUGAGUUGGUGACUUUCAAGGAUGUGGCUGUGGACUUCAGUCCAGAGGAAUUAACCUACCUCAGUCCUUCUCAGAGGAAACUCUACCGGGAAGUGAUGCUGGAAAAUUAUAGCAAUCUGGUCUCCCUAGGGUACCAGUUCCCUAAACCCGACCUUAUCGCACAGCUGGAAGGGGAGGAGUCACGUGCGGUGGAGAAAGACGGCAGUACAGUGACAUGUCAAGAUUGCGAGAAAAAACCUGAAACCAAAGAUCCAAUUCCAGAGCAAAGCCUGCCUAUAGGAAAAUCGUCAUCAGGAGAAGGAAGAGAGGAUUUGGAGGUAGGUAACUUCUGGUGUGUCUACGUGGGAGAGGCUUCUCCUGAUGACCCACUGGAUUUGCACCAGGUCAACCAGGAGAAAUGUUUGAGUCCUGUAAAAAUGAGUGGUCCCAAGACCCUUGCUCAGGAAAGAAGCCACGACAGUGAUCCGUUUGUGAGCAGCUCAGAUCUUACUAAACAAUCAGAGGGUCUUCUAGGGAAGGAGCCCCAGGAACGCACUAGUCCUGGAAUUUGCACCAGUCCCCAGCCGGCGGACCGUAGGCCUUUCCUCCAAGAGAAGAGACAGAAGUGUAAAUUUUGUGAGAGAACCUUUAGUACCAAGUCAGCCCGGGAGAGACAUGAGCAGGUCCAUACUGGGAAGAAACCCUUUGAAUGUAAGCAGUGCGGAGAAGCCUUCUACCUCAUGCCACACCUCACCAGACAUCAGAAGACUCAUUCAGUCAAGAAGUCCCCGGGAUGCAGUGAAGGUGGAAAGUCCUUCACCCAGCGUGCAAAUAUUGAUGGCCGCCAAAGAACUCAGAAUCAGGAGCGCUACUAUGAAUGUUUCCAGUGCGGCAAAGCUUUUACCCGGGAUGUGCAUCUUUUUCAACAUCUCAGAGCUCACGAAGGAGCAAAAGCCCUUCCACCUGGGUUGCCCCGCAACAAGAUACAUUUAAUUCGAUAUCAGCGGAAACAUGACUAUGUCGGAGAGAGAGCCUGUCAGUGUUGUGACUGCGGCAAAGCCUUCAGUCGGACUUCACAUCUCAUUCAGCACUACAGAAUUCAUGCUCAGGAGAGGCCUUACCAGUGUCAGCUAUGUGGGAAGUGUUUCAGCCUACCCUCCUACCUCACUCAGCACUAUCAACUCCAUUCUCGAGAGAAACCCAUUGAGUGCAGUUACUAUUGA